Molecule: messenger RNA, 6148 nt
Organism: Ceratosolen solmsi marchali
Lineage: Eukaryota; Metazoa; Arthropoda; Insecta; Hymenoptera; Agaonidae
Gene: MED1
Product: Mediator complex subunit 1
Exons: 12
Coding region: 369-5990 (1873 amino acids)
Biological process (GO): regulation of transcription by RNA polymerase II
Cellular component (GO): mediator complex
Molecular function (GO): transcription coregulator activity
Source: RefSeq, a predicted model, not a curated record
CUAGUCCAAAUUAAGUCGAUGGUGGGAAAAUGGUGGUAGUCGGUCAAACGGCGCCUUGUUGGCCGUAAGGCCACUAACAGGAUUUCCUCGUAGGGAGGUCUUCCAUUUCCCGUGUAAACAGGCUCGUUAGCCCUAAAAAGAGCGGACAGAUGAUGAACAACGUCACCAGUUAACCCUUCUGUUAAAUUCAAGAAAGUUUACGUGCAUAGAGUGUUGGGUGUCGAGUCUGUCUAGGUUCGCAGCCACUCGGUUGGGCAAUUCGUUUUGUUAUAGCAAAGCUCUCGUCAUGUAGAGAAUGUAUGUAUUUGAGCGUACCAGGCAUUUUAUCAGCGUGAAUAGUAGAUUAUUCUUUAACGUAGGGAAGCAUUAUGACUAGCGCACUGCCAGUCAACGGUUACAUAAACCCAACGAGUGGUCAACCAGCUCUUGCUGAACAAACGACUGGCGGAGGAGUCGUUUCCUUAGACAAAAGUAAAGAAUGGCAAAUGGAACUGCUAAUGGAGAAACUCCGCUCAAAGGCUUCGACAUUUAAGUCUCUUGUUGAAACUGCCAAAAACAUUCGUAUGGCAAUGUUGGAUAAGAGAUUUGGCAUUGAUAGCGUUGAGAAAAAUCAGCUUCAAAAAUGUUUAGACGCAUUGCAACACUCGAUCAAAGUAACAUCGUUACAAUCAAUGAUCGAACGAUUGGAAAGUCUUUCGCGUCAAUUAGGAUUAAAAUUUAUGAUGUCCGGACCUCCAUCUGGUACUAGUACCGAACUGUUCAUAUCCUCUGACAUGUUUUUCUUAGAAGUAUUAUUAGAACCAUCUGGUGCGAUAAAGGAUGUAAAGAUUCAUCAUGAAGGCAAAGCUGAACAACAAAGUUGUGAAGAAUUAGUUGCGUGUCUCUCUCGAGGAGAUUUUGUUGAUUUUACAAUGCAGCUUGAAGGUUUAGCAUCAAUUUAUCAAUUAAAUGCAGAUAAAAAAGUUAAAUGUAAGGCAUUCAGUGCUCUACAAUCUCUAGAAACUGAUUUAGGAAUUCUUGCUCAGUUACAAACAUUUAUAAAAGAACCAUUUAAUAUUGUACAUAAAAGUCCUGUUGGAAUUCUUGAAAGGAGGAAAGGUGGUCAUGCUAUGAAAUUAACAUAUUUCGUAUCUCCUUAUGAUUUAAUAGAUCAAGAAAAUAAAAGCUGUGAAGUUCUAAGCUUAGAGGCUGUGAUAUCUAAAAAUGUUGGACAUUCCGUAACAGUUUGUAUGGAAGGCUCUACAGCUCACAAAUUACCAACAUCGAGUAUCAUUACUGUAAAUAGAGGUUCUUCUGGAAAAAGUACACCGUCGUAUGGUCCUUUAACAAGUGCAAAUUCUUCGAUGUUACCUGCAUGUUUCGUUUUGAAAUUAGCUAAAAAAAUGCCUAUGUGCGUAGAAUUAAUAAGAAGAAUACAGAAAGUCACAGAUCUCGAAUGUACUGAUAUAUCGACAGCUUGUCCACUUCUAAGUAUGAUUGUUCAACAUGCAAGUGAUAAACAAUUAGAUUGUCAAAACAAUAGAGGACUUCCAGUUAGUCUUCCAGACCAGCAGCAUUGUUACUUCAUGACAGAAAAUAGAAAUAUGGAAGGAGUGUUAGUGGGUAGUAUACCAUUCACUCAUCCAGCACAUGUUCCGCAAAUUUUAGUUUUCUUACGUCAGCAAGCACUGUUUAAUAGUUUAAUUUCAAGUUGUGUAAGAACAAUGGCGAGACAAGAUCUUGAACAUACAACUAUUUUUGAAAUUAGCGCUUUGUCUUGGCAAUGUAUAUCCAUUAGCUUGGAACAUCCUUUCGAAGAAACUUUGGCAACUGCCGAGUUAGAUCUAUUAGAUAUUUCUGCCUUGAAAUGUAAACUCUACGGUGUCAGUAUAACUAAUACAGAACAAACAUCGGACCUUGCAGGAAAGGUAUUACAACGAUGCUUAAGCAUUCCAUUAACUAUGCGCACUUUAAUUAAAACUUGGGAAGGGCGAACGUUCACGUUAAAUCCCAUAAGUGGAGGAAAUAAUAGUUUCAACAAUAAUCUGGGAACUGGCAGAGAGCAAAAUAAUCACAAUGGUUCAAAUAUAUCCGAAUUCGGUAAUGAAGAUAUUAAAAUCAAACAAGAGCCAGGCACAAUGAAUGGCAUGGGUACAACAGGAAGACAACAGCAACAACAGCAGCAACAGCAACAGCAACAGCAAUCGCAACAACAAAAUCAACAACAGCAGCAGUCUUUUUUAGAUGCCGGAACGGAGAAUAGUAUCGGGUUUCCGUCAUUUUCCGGCUCAUCCGAUACACCUGCUGCAAUGCUUAAUCCUUUGCAACUGGGAGGGCUUUCCAGCACUUCCACGUCGUCGAAUGACAGUAAGAGCAAAAAAUCUCGCAAGCGAAAAACUGCGGACGGGUCAUGGAAAAGCCCAAAACGAAAAAACGAUCAGGAUUCCAAUGAGAUACUAUUAGAAAGCUCAAGCUCGGAUUCUACGCCACUAGGCACUCCGACAGGUGGAAAGGAGCUGAUUAAUGACACGCGCACACCAACGCCCACAUCGGCUACCAGCGUUAUGACCGGAGGCCCAGAUCCGUCGAAUCUCGAUCCAAUGGAUAUCCUCCACACCGAGAAAAACUCGGAUUAUGAUUUGGACAAUGAUACGGAAAUUAUGCAAGUCGAGCCGUUAGGGACGAGCGUCGAUGAAGCGUUAAAGCGAGAGAGAAAAUUUAAGAAACGCGUAGAGGAGAAGCCCAGUCCCACGAGCAUUUUUGAGGAUAACAAAACUCUUGUUUCUCCUUCCGUAAGCAUUACGCCCAUCUCGAGCAGUAGCUCCGGACAAAGCACCAAUUACAACUCCAUGUUGACGAGCAUGGGUUUGGAGAGGCGACCCGGCAUCGAAAUUAUACCCAUCACCUCGCUAUCGCAAACGCCUCUACCAAGCUCAAUUACCAUAACGGCUAUCUCGAAUCCGGCCUCCAAGUCGUCGGUAGGGGACGAUCGCAAGGAAAGAAAAAGUUCGAAAAAUCGUUCGAGUAGUAGCAUCGAGGACAAGAGCAAAUUAGAGAAAAAACGGAAGCGCAAGCGAGAGUCAAGCCCCAUGGGUCCGCCGGAAAAGCUGCCGCCAAAACAGGAUCCGCUAUCGAAGGCAGUCUCAGUUAGCAUAAAACCGACUUCCGAGACUCCAUCGAGUUCCCUUUCGUCCUCGUCCCGUCCUUCCUCGCCGGCUACGACCUUACGUAAGUUUAGCCCCUCACCGACUCGCGCAAAUCCGCUUGUCAUAGUCGGCAAGACGAAUUCAACGACGUUGAAACAGUCUCUGAGUAGUAGUUCUGGGAAUAAACCGGUGCCAAGCCCAAAGCACUCACCGGCUUACAGUAGCCCCAAGCACAUGACAACGGUGACGAACAGCAGUAUAAGCCCGAAGCAUGGAACCUCUUCUCCAAAACACGGCAAUUCGGGCAGUGCUGGCAAACCGAGCAUGUCCGCUCUCAAAUCCGCAACUAACUCACCAUCUGGCAAGGGUGACUCUGCUGGCACCUCCAAGACCAAGAUAUCUCUAGGCCCGUCGACCUCAUCACCCUCCUCCUCGGCCGUCGCCUUAACAACACUCUCCUCGUCCGGUUCCUCGUGUUCUUCCACUUCUUCCUCUUCGUCCUCAUCCUCAUCAUCCUCUUCCUCCUCAUCGUCAUCGUCCUCGUCCUCCUCCUCGUCCUCCUCUUCAUCCUCCUCUUCCUCAUCCUCGUCUUCGUCAUCCUCUUCUUCCUCUUGCUCCUCCUCAGCCUCGUCCCUGAGUAACAAAGAGUCACGGGAAAAGGAGCGCAAGACCUCGAUGAUAUUUGGUAGUGGUAACAGUGGCGGUGGAGGUGGAGGUGGCAGCGGCAGCGUGGGCGGUAAUACUGGUGCUGGUGGUGGUAGCUCGGGACAUCAGAGUCCGAAAUCUAAGAGUUCAACGUCGAAGCCAAAGUCCAUCGAUGCAGAGCAGCAAGUAGCCCUGACGGCAGGUCCUGGCGGGGGCAGUACGACUCCACCCUCGGAUCCUAAUAAAUCUCUCGCUAAUCAGCAGCAGGUAAGAAAUCGCAAGGGCUCUCUCAGCGCGGUCAUAGAUAAGUUGAAGAACGCACAACACUGCACGGAUGACAGCCCAAGCUCUGGAGCAAACUUGACGCCCGGCACGACCAGUACUUCGACUAACCCCGCUGGAAAGAACCCAUCAGCCGAAGUAAAGAAUCCAACGGAGUAUAUGGUGAAACCGAGCUCCGACGGCAUGAAGCUCACAAUCAACAAAACCAGAACCAAAGAUCUCAAGGCCAACAACAGCAGCCUUAAACUUUCGUCAGCUUCUAUGAGCAGCUCAAGUGGAAUUGGUUCUGGCGGCGGUUUGCCCCCUUCGAGCUCGUCAUCUGGAAAUGGAUCACCCAAGACUUACACAGGAUUAAAGCCUGGCGUUAUUUCUGGUCCCGCUUCGAGGAAGACGCAAACGCAGACAUCGCCGAAGGUUCGCUCGAAUUCACCAUUAACCUCGAACAGCAGCCUAAGUGGUAGUUCCGGAAGCAGUAAGACCAGUCUCAUGUCCGGUCAAAAGAUCUCGAGUGGAGGAAUGAAAUCAGGAUCGAGUUCGAGUCUACUUAGUGGAGGACUCUCAAAGAGCACCUCGAACAAAUCCUUUUCAUCGUCCUCUGCCGGUGGCUCGAUGAAACAGAGCUCCAUCGCUGCAGAUUUGGGUCGCAUGAGGGACAAAUCGAGAUUCAAGUCUGGAGAUAAGUCCUUUGCGAACAAAACUGGCGAUCCGAGGAAAUCAAGCCCCUCGACGAUGGAAAGCGACGGCGAAAAGGCAUUCAAACUGCUCGCUGCCCACGCCUCUUCUAUGAGUAGCAUCCCGAACCUCCCCGGACUGCCGGCCCAGCUCGUCGUUGAGGGACUAAUUAAGCAACUCGACACGAAUUUCCAGAUACCGAAGCUUUCAGCACGGAUGAACGCGGAUAAUGCCGACAAACGUUCUAUCGACAAAGUAGACUCGAGCUCGAAAUCAGGCUACGACAAGUCGUCUACCGAUACAUCAAGCAGAUCUUCUCAGAUGCUGUCCAAUGCGUCCAUGUCGUCAUCGUCGGGUGCAUCGAAACACGAUGACGGCCAUGGAUCCAUCGGUCACAGCUCUUCCAACUCAAUUGUUGGCUACGGCUCGGGUAGCGGCUCUAGCGGAUCGACCUCGAGUUCCUCAGUUAAUGCGAUGAAUACUCACGAGUUGGAUUUGCCAACAAAUCUAUCGAUGCAGCCGGAUGAAAAUACGAGCAUGAAAGUAGACUUAAGUGGCAGUAGAUCCUAUAUGAAUACAGGUAGCGAAACGGUGUCCAAAGAAAAUCUUGAUUCACUAGUUGCAGCUAAGCAAUCUUCGUACAGUAUAAACAGUGACUCCGUCGGUAAUUUGGAAAGCUUAAAUCUCGUUACAAAAGGGGCAGAAAAGUAUAAGAUAUCCGAUGAAAAAGAGCAACAGCAACAGCAACAUCAACAUCCAUCCUUUCAUCGAGUUUCUCACCCGGACAAAAAAUUGGUGGACUCAAUUGCCACAACCUCGUCUGGUGUAAAUAUGACUCCUUUACCACCAACGGCUUCAUCGACAACGCCUGGUAAGACCAGCUCCCAAGAAGCAGCAGAAAUGUUGCUGGAUUUUUCUACGCCGAAGGAAUCUGGAAGUGGCAGCAAUCCUCCGAUAAAGAGUUCGAUGUCUUUUGCUACAUCCUUGUCACCCAUUCGAAAAAAUACAACACCACCACCGCCUCCGCCCCCACCACCUCCACUUCCACCACCGCCUCCACCAUCGUCAGCGACGGUCCCAACCGUUUUGACAUCAGUAGCAACCUCCGUAUCACCGAUUUCAAACUUUCCUCAGAGCCCAUCCGUGAGCGUACACAUCGUAAAGAGUCCAGCCCCUUCGCCCAGAGUUAUCCCUUUAUCACCGCACUCUGCUUCACCCUGCAUCACUGACGAUGAACUUAUGGAUGAAGCUCUUGUUGGUUCAUGAAAAUGCGGACUUGCAGAGUACAAUUGUCAUUCGAUACACUUUAUUAUAAUUGAAAAAGAUCGUUAUAUUAUCAAACCAAAUUAAAGAAGAAUUAUAUUUUUAAUCUAUAAUAUUCUAUGCAAACUGUAUAUUAGCAUUUACAAAUAGUAAAAAUUACA